CCAAUAUGAACCUAUGAUCACUUUUCUCUCUAGUAAUCUCGGGGUCCUCCAGUGCAAUUCUGUGGCCAGUUUCCAGUGAAAGGUGGUUAUAAUUUUAUUUACUUAAUUAUACCCUGCCUUUCUCCGUGCGGGGACUUUAGAAAAUUAUGCUGAAAGAAACAGACUUUCCCAGAAAAAUGUUCUUUCAGGUUAAAAAAAAUCAAAUUCUGUAUUUGUGGCUCCCCACUUUAACAGGGACCCCGUGCCCCUAACUCAGAGAUAUUAAACACUACAUUUCUUAAAUUUUACUGUUACUGUUGCUGCAAAUAAUCUAAUGCUUCUUCAUUGUUGUUCUGUGCCUUCAAGUAAUCAAUAAUAAUAAUAAUAAUACCAUCUGCCUGCAACAAAGAACUGGUGGGAUCACAAAGCCGGAAAGUUACAGAGAGUGAGCAUGUCAAGCUACUCUGGGACUUCCGAAUUCAGACAGACAGGGUUUUGGAGCACAAUACUCCUGACCUCACGAUCGUGUUAAAAGUCAAAGUAUGGAUUGUCAAUGUUGCAAUCCCAGGUGACAGCAGGAUUGAGGAGAAACAACUGGAAAAGCUGACACAAUAUGAGGAUUUAAAAAUCGAACUGCAAAGACUCUGGCACAAGCCAGUCAGGGUGGUCCCAGUGGUGAUUGGCACACUGGGUGCAGUGCCUAAAGGCCUUGGCCUGUACUUAAACAACAAUCGGCACUGACAAAAUUACCAUCUGCCAGCUGCAGAAGGCCACCUUACUGGGAUCUGCUCGCAUUAUUCACCGAUACAUCACACAGUCCUAGACACUUGGGAAGUGUCCGACAUGUGGUAAAAUUCAACAGCCAGCAGAAUGUCUGCUGUGGACUCAACUUGUUGUGUUUCAAAUAAUAAUAAAUUCCAGGUAUUUUAUUUCUUACCCACUUCCUCGUGGCUUCAGACCUAUGGUGGUCCCAUUGCUUAUGGUGGCCUUAUUUGUGGCACGAUUUAUUCAGCAGGGGUUUGUCAUUGCCUUCCUCUGAGGCUGGGGCCCCUUCCAUACAGCUGAAUAAAAUCCCACAUUUUCUGCUUUGAACUGGGAUAUAUGGCAGUGUGGACUCAGAUAACCCAGUUCAAGGCAGAUAUUGUGGGAUUUUCUUCCUUGAUAUUCUGGGUUAUAUGGUUAUGUGGAACAGCCCUGAGAGAGUGGGACUUGCCCAAGGACGCCCAAUGGGUUUCCACAGCUGAGCAAGAUUCAGACCUUGGUUUUCAGAGUCACAGCCCAAUGCUUAAACCACUAGGCAACAAUGCUACUUGCCUGUAAAUACAUAGGAAGGAAAGCUUUGUGCAUAUAAAAACUUUCAGGCUGUAAAAACAAAUGUUUUCUUUCCAUCAUGUUGUUGAAAAAUCAGGGAUGUAGUUAUGGAGAAAUGAGAGCAUUGCUCACUAAAGAAGUCUUCCCAUCCCAAAUGAAGUGUCCUUUCAGUUUCCAAAUUUCUAGCAUUCUAGUAAAUUAAAACUUUCCUUGAAUAUUUUUUAAAAAUAAUAGUUUUGGCAGACAAAAGUUGGGGGCAGGAAAGAAACUAAGAGAAUAUAAACCCAGAAAAUAGAAAGAUGAAAGCAGUUUUAGUGUCCUGCAGUCGGCAAUUCUAGGAAUUAGGAGAAUAAACAAAAAUUUCAUUUGUGGAGUAGAAUCAUUAUGACGGAAAUGCCAGUUUCACCCACAUCCAUCCACCCAUCACUACAACCCUGCCUGCCACCACCAGUCCUAGAAAAGGCAUAAUUCAUUCUUUUUCUUAUAGUCACAUAGAUCAAAAGGUUGUAUUUAAAUCACGUACUUUGGUGACUUGUGGUCCUAGUACAUAGUACAUACCUCAUCGAGCCACAGCCAAUUCAACAUAGUUUGUGGCAGCCACAAAAAUGAAGUUUCUGGAGUAUAAUAACUACUUUUAACGUACAGUAGAGUCUCACUUAUCCAACAUAAACAGGCUGGCAGAAUGUUGGAUAAGCUAAAAUGUUGGAUAAUUAGGGAUUAAGGAAAAGCCUAUUAAACAUCAAAUUGUGUUACGAUUUUACAAAUUAAGCAUAAAAACAUCAUGUUUUACAACAAAUUGACAGAAAAGGCAGUUCAGUACAUGGUAACAUUAUGUAGUAAUUACUGUAUUUAUGAAUUUAGCACCAAAACAUCGCAAAAUAUUGAAAACAUUGACUACAAAAACACUGACUACUAAAAGGCAAACUGUGUUGGAUAAUCCAGAAUGUUAGAUAAGCGAAGGUUGGAUAAGCGAGACUCUACUGUAAUACCAAACAAUUACAGGAACAGAAAAUGUUUUAAAUUUUGUUACAUAGUAUUAUUUUCUGUUGAGGCUGUUUCUGAAACUUGUUUUAAAUCACUCAUGCAGCACAAGUCCGUGUUCGACAGAAUGAGAUGACUUAAAGGCACCAAAAGCAAGAUGAGAUGAAAAAAUGGCCAGCAGUCCUCCAGGAACAGUGAUCUGCCCCUUCUGCAAAAAACCAUUCAAACGGCUCAAGUCCCACUUGCCUCACUGCAAAAUGGCAGGAGACCCAGACUCGAGGGAUGGGAAGGUCUAUACUUCUGUCGUACCUGAAUCACUGUCAACUGAGAAGAAAGGGAAGAUCGAAAGCACAGAAACUGCCUCCAAAAAUAAAAGGAAGAAGAGCAAAACUGACCUGACAAGGAACAAAACCACAAAAUCCUUAGACUUGAAAAUAGCUGGGAUGGCAUCAAGCAGCAGUUUUGAUACACAAAUGCAAAUGGAGCCUGUUACCAAAAAGACACACAAAACCAAAGGCAAUGAGCAAAGCACCUCUAAAGAGGUCUCUGCACAUCCAGCUGAGAAAGUAGUUUCAGAAAUUACGCUUGCAAAGCACUCAUCCACAAUGAAGAAAGGCAGAAGUGAAAUGACAUUUGAGGGAAAUGAGUUUGCGCCUGGCCUUGCAUUAGAGCCACUAACUCAGAAUAGAAACCCUGCAUCGGAUCCUCUUAACCAAACAGCAAAACUUUUGGUCAAGCAUACACAUGGUGAGGAGGGCUUUGAAAAACAGAAUGUAUCUGGUUCUCCUGACUCUUCCACUGAAGAUCUUCAACCUUUUCCUCAGGGAAUUACUGACAGGAUAGAGCUGGUGAUUGAAAACCACCAAGUGAGAGUGCUGAGAAAUCGGCCUUCUGUUCAAAAUAGCCCACUGCAUGAAAAUGCUGCCACCAAGCGCAAGAUAUAUCAGUGGCCUGUGAAACCAUCUCCUGAAGGGGAAAAGACUGACUCAACUAAUGGGCAGCAGGUUGUUAUGCUCACACAGAGUGGGGCUCAAAUGAGUGCUUUAGGGCUUGCAGAGGAUGUUGGACAUGGACAGAUGGGAGAGGGCAUCACUGCAGUUAAAGCGCACAUAGUGCCUGAUAUGUUGCCUAGGGACAAUGGCAAAAAGAUCUCUAGCAAUCCUCUUCAGCUGGCAACAGGAGUAAAAACGUUAAUAGACAAAGAUCCUUUAUUUUUUAAAAGAAAAAGCUAUCCUAUAGGGUCACAUGUUUGUACUAAUCCCAAGUCACAGACCUGUGAUGCAUUUGCAAAAGCACUUGAAGAAAAAGAUGAUAAAACAUACUUGACAAGCCCAGAAAAAGGCACUGCUUUACCUUCUGGGACUCUUGUUACCCCAGGGUACAAUACCUUAGAAAUACCUUUGAGAGCACCAGCACUCCACUUGUCGGAAAGGACUAUUGUCUGUGGGUUUUCGCUCCUGGAUAGAUGUGUGGAGCCAAGAUCUUUAGGACUGGAGUUUUUCCCUGAACUGUAUCCUAACUAUCUCAGCCUGGGCUUGUUUUCCCGGAGGCCUCAGUGGAAUGUAAGAAUCCCAGGACCUCAAGUUCUUAUUCUCCCUUCUGAAGGCGAGCAUGUUCCUCUGGCAGAAAGGUGUUUGAUGGAUGUAAAGCUCCACGAUUUGCCUGCUUGGCUAGCCACGCGUGACCUGUCUCCACAGGGGAUGCUCGGAGUAACAUGCAGAGCCUGGAAUAGAUACUACAACAAGUACAUUAAUGUGAAAAAGGGCGGAGUGGGUGGGAUCGCUAUGCUGCUGCUCGGCUACUGCAUCCUCAGUUACGCAUGGACCUAUGAACACAUUAAACAAAGUCGUUGGCGUAAAUACCAUUGAUAGGAAUCCAAGAGCAUUUCCUGGAAGGAGAACACAUGGAAACAGAGUGUGGAUUUGUUCCAGUAGAAACAUCACAGCGAGGAAAAGUUCUACAGGAGUCACGCAUACACGAGUCUAUGUUCAUUUAUUUAUUCUCCUUAACAAAAGGUUGCCAGUCAUGGUAUAAAUGGACAUAUUAUUGAAAUGUCUAGGGACUAAAAGCAUGUUACCAAAUGCUAAUUGAUAUAGUAUCAACUUGAUGACAAGUAUAUUUAUUAAAAAACAAAAUCUCCCUUUAUAGUUUUAAGAAUUUUAAGUACUUUUUCAGGUUGCUUAAAGGUAUCUGGUGUUAGUCUUGUGGGAAUACAACGUGUAGAAUUAUGCACGCAGUUGUUCUUUUGCAGUGGUUGGCCCUUUCACAGCCCUUUUUAUAAAGAUUGUAUACAAGAUAUAGUGACUACAAUUCAAAUAUGCCCAGGCCUGCUCUGCCUGUAAAACUCAAUAUUUCCAUGUCAACUGGACUAGGCAAAGACUAGUUUGUAAAAAAGGUAUGAGACUUUGAGCAUAUACAACACUUUUCAAGUGUUGUUAUAUUUAUUUGUAUCCCAUCUUUCUCCCAAAACUGAGACUCAAAUUGGCUUGCAGUUUUUUAAAAAACAUACAUACAGGAGCCAUUGUGUUUUCCUAGCAGUGGAGGCAACAUAUAUUUUUCUUCAAUUUUGUUACUCAACCCAGUUUUUCAGAGCUUCCGAAGCAAUUCACAAAACUUUAAGUCUGACUCCCCUUGCUUCUCCAUACAUCCUGGCAGUCUUGUAAAUAUCUAGGCAGAAGGAAAUCCUGAUGAUUUCAAGGUGACUUCUUCUCAAGAAAAAGGCAGAGCAGAGCCUUAGUUAACAGAAUAUACAUGAACUCUAACGUAUUCCUUCAAAAAAGAGUAGGAGGUCAGAACUCUCUAAAACUGGCCAUCUGUCAAGUCUUUUGCGUGUUGAAAGGUCCGACCAUAUAUCAGUUUCCUACUAAUGGAACAGAGAGUCAGGUCUGAAUACCCAUUCUUAUCCUGCCAUAGGCUGUUCUGAUUUGUACCAAGGAGUACAUAGGAACAUUUCUAGUAGAAACUCACAGUCAAAUCCUUGGUAUAUCAAGGGUUUGAGUUAAAAACCUGUGGGCAUCAAAAUUAGUGGAUGAUGAAGUCCAUUAUGUAAAAUGGUAAAAUCAUGUUUUGCUUCUUGGACAUUUUUUUAGUGUAGGUAGAAUAUUUUUAACUGGAUAUAGAAGGUUGAUUUUAUGGUAAUUCUGUGAAGCAGGUCAGUGACUGGGAGUCCUCAGCAUCUUUUUCAGCAGAGUGUCAAUGACUAAAUGUAAUAAAUAAGUAGUUAGAUGUUACUUGAUGCAAAGGAUGCCCCCACCCAAUUGCAUGAAGAAGCAACAGGAGUGGUUGAGAGGUAUUUGUCACUCCACAAGGUAGAAGUCUAGUUUUAGCAGUGUAAGAAAAACUAUGUGGCAUAUACAAGCAGUCUGUGAGUUACAAACAUCCAAUUUACAAAUGACUCAUAGUUAAGAACAGGCGAGACAAUAGGAAGUGAAUGAAAUCUGCCCCUUAGAAGGGAAAUUCACUCCUGAAAGAGUUUUCAUGGGGAAAAGCUGUCUCCUCUGAAGCUUUAUCACCAUUCCUUGUUUCCAUAACAAGAUUUUUUUUUUGCAAAAGCCAAUUAUAAGGAUAGAAAAUGAGAUAAAAUCUUCUGAAUAGAAGCACAGACAGCACAACAAACACCAUAAGGUGUUAACCCCUAUGCUAUCUAACCUAACACACACACACAUGGCUUUUUCGUGUCAGGAGCGGCUUGAGAAACUGCAAGCCGCUUCUGCUGUGAGAGAACUGGCUGUCUGCAAGGACGUUGCUCAGGGGAUGCCCAAAUGUUUUACCAUCCUGUGGGAGGCUUCUCUCAUGUUCCUGCGUGGGAAGCUGGAGCUGAUAGACGGGAGCUCAUCCCACUCCCCAAUUCGAACUGCCAACCUUUUGGUCAGCAGUCCUGCUGGCACAAGGGUUUAACCCAUUGUGCCACUGGAGGCUCCUAUAUAUAUGGCAGGGGUUACACUUAAAAAUGUACCUGUUCCAAAUUACAAAUAAAUUCAACUUAAUAACAAA
Messenger RNA from Anolis carolinensis (green anole), 6264 nucleotides. RefSeq names its product mitochondrial nucleoid associated protein 1 (gene mtnap1). The transcript is spliced from 5 exons. NCBI's taxonomy places the organism in Eukaryota, Metazoa, Chordata, Lepidosauria, Squamata, Anolidae. Bases 2442 to 4139 code for a protein of 565 amino acids. The record is from RefSeq and is a predicted model, not a curated record.